AGCGGCAAAUGCGUGACCACAAUCACGGAUGGCGUGGAGUACGGCCUGUGCUGUGCCUACGCUCCGGGCGAUCGUUACGUACUCGUGGGCACAAAGUCUGGCCGAUUGCAAGUGUUUGACAUAAACGCCGCCCAAUUGGUCUACACCGUGGAGGCCUCCGAAGAUCAGCUGCCCAUUUGGUCCAUGUGUUUGGCGGCCAACUCCGCGGGUGUGGUCACCGGUGGCGAAGAUAAGUCGGUAAAGUUCUGGUCGUUUGAGCUGCAGUUGGAUACGGUGGCCAACUCGCGCCACCUGUCGGUCAUUCAUCAGCGCUCACUGGCCAUGGAUGACGGCGUGCUGUGCGUACGGGUGUCGCCGAACGGCAAGUUCGUGGCCGCCUCCCUAUUGGACAGCACCGUUAAGCUGUUCUUCUACGACACGUUGAAAUUCUUCCUCAGCCUCUACGGACACAAAUUCCCGGUGCUAUCGAUGGACAUAUCGUCGGACAGCGCGCUGAUCGCCACCGGUUCCAGCGACAAGAAUCUUAAACUCUGGGGUAUGGACUUUGGCGACUGUCACCGGUCGCUGUUCGCCCACGACGACAGCCUAAUGGCCGUGCAGUUCGUGCCGAAGACACACUAUCUGUUCACCGCCGGCAAAGACAAGGCGCUGAAACAGUGGGACGCCGACGGCUACGAGAAGAUACAGACACUCGGCGGCCAUCAGGCGGAGGUGUGGGCGAUGGCUGUGUCGCCGGACGGCAAGUUCGCGGUGACCGCCGCUCACGACCGGACACUACGCGUGUGGCAGAAGACGACCGAACGCAACCACAACCUGCUCCUCUUCCUCUACCUUUCCCUCGCGCUGAAGCUCCUUAGCGACAAGCGGUGGCUUCUCUUGGCCGGAGCCGAGCGACUCAUCGAAGCGCUGGACGUGUAUCGCGAAGAAGUGGCCGCUCGGCGAGAGUACGACGAUAGGUGUCGUGCGGCCGAAACCCGCGGCGAUAAACAAUUGCCGGCUCCCCCGCCGCCCAAUCCCCGUAUGAUGUACUACAAGACCGACUGUCCGCACCGGUACGCGCUGGAAGUGCUGCGACGGAUCAAAUCCAACGAGUUGGAGGAGACACUGUUGACGCUGCCCUUCAAUUAUGUGGUGCAACUGUUGGACGUGUUGGCCGACCAGUUGGCCAGGCGUUGGGAUGUGGAGCUCAUGUGCCGAUGCGUGUGCUUUAUAUUACGCGUAAACUUUGGCCAAAUCGUGUCGACGCCAUUACUGUUACCCACUUUGGAUCAGUUGCGACAACUGAUGAACGGAUCGGUAGCCGAUCUUAAGGUAUAA
Medioppia subpectinata is the source of this 1317-nucleotide messenger RNA. Lineage: Eukaryota; Metazoa; Arthropoda; Arachnida; Sarcoptiformes; Oppiidae. The record is from the annotation of a GenBank genome assembly.